AUGGACAAAAAGCUUAAUGUGCUAAACGAGAAGGUUGACAAACUCUUGCAUUUCCAGGAAGAUGUCACGGAGAAAUUGCAGUGUGUGUACCAAGGCAUGGGCCACCUGGAGCAGGGCCUACACCGCCUGGAGGCCUCUCACAUCCUGGGCCCAAGUGGGGCUGACCAUACUCCUCCAGCUGACGCACAGGCUGGGUGGCCAGAGGUCCUGGAGCUGGUGAGGAAUGUGCGGCAGGAUGCUGCCCAGCAUGGUGCCAGGCUUGAAGCCCUAUUCAGGAUGGUCGUGGCCGUGGACAAGGCCAUAGCUUUGGUGGGGGCUGUGUUCCAGAACUCGAAGGUGAUGGAUUUCAUCAUGCAAGGGAGUGUCCCUUGGAGGAAAGGAAGCCUGGCUGAUGGCUCUUCAGAGAACAAAGAUCGAGUGGAAGAGAAAGGAGCAAAACCAAAGCAUGUGCUGAGCACCAGAGCCGUGCAGGCCGAGAUCAGGGGGUCUCCGGAGGAGAGCCAGAAGGAAAACUUGCCAGAGGGGACAGUGGAGACGCUGACUCCCAUCAAUGCUUCAGGGAUAGGAUCUGAUCUUCUCACCCAGGAAGAGGCUUCACUAGGGCAGGCAGAAGUGCCCCCUGGCCACCUGCCGCUGCCCACAGAGGUGGAAGCCAAAGUUCCUAGAGCAUUCAUUGAGAACCCUGGGACUGACCUGGAAUUGCCUGCAGCACCCAACAGGGUCAAGGAGGCCCCAACCAGCCAGGAGACUUUACCCAGUACGGCACGAGGAUCAUCAUUCAGCAGGUCUGACUCUCGGCCCACAGAGGCAGGCAUGAGGCUGACUCCAGGGCUGCCAGUCCAGGCCAAGGCAGCUUACAGUGGUGUAGAAACACCUCCAAGGAUCUCCAUCCAUGUGCAGGAAACAGACACCCCUGGGGAGCUGCUUGUGACACGAGGGGGGAGCCUCAGACACAUACCUCCUGAGGAGGCUCCAGCAGCUGCCUAUCCAGGUGAGCAGGACCCACCUGGGCCCACCCCCCAGGCCCCUAUGACCAAGUCAGAAAAACAGAUCCCAAAAGGAGCUGGAAAGAUUUCCCCACUGCGGAAGCAGAGCAGCGAUGAGGGAGCAAAGGCAGAGGAGAAGCAGGGGCCUGGGGCUGAGUCCACCGUGGGACCAAGAGGGGCCAGGAGGAACAUGGGAGACCAUGCUGGAUCCCUGGGCCGGCAGCAGGACAAAGACCCAGGGACAGGACACCCUGAGCCUGGAAAGGACUGCACAUCCAGAGGCAUGGGCAGAGCUGAAGCAGGAAGGAAGACCCCUCUGGGAGCCGAGGCUGGCAGCGUGGUUCUGGAUGACAGUCCAGCCCCACCAGCCCCUUUUGAACACCGCGUGGUGAGUGUCAAGGAGACCGCGACCUCAGCAGUUUACACAGUGUGCCAGCAUGACGUCUUGGGAGGGGGCCGGUUUGGCCAGGUCCACAGGUGCACAGAGAAGUCCACAGGCCUCUCACUGGCAGCUAAGAUCAUCAAAGUGAAGAGUGCCAAGGACCGGGUGAGGCAUCUGCCCUGGACCAGCUGGUGCCUUGGGCCAAGUUCAGGGCUCCUAUACUUCCUUAUUGGCCCCUUGGCCCUACACUUCCCCACCCCCCUGCAUGCUGAUCAGGAACCCUGCCACCUUCCCUGCCUCUUUUCCAUGAGUCCCACACUCUGCCCAGCACAUCACCUCAUACCUUGGACAGCAGGGUCCCUCUGGAUUUCCAGGCUUCCUUCUUGGACCUCAGGUUUCCUAUAUGUGGAACGGUGGGUCUGUUGUAAGAACCUGGUUUGGGUGCUGAGUCGGAAACCUGAUGUGAGAGUAGGAAAUGAGGAAACAGGGUGGGCAUGCACCUUGGAAGGGCAUGUGUCUUGGGAGGUACAGCUGGCUCAUCUUCCUGACCCAUUUCUUGGAAACUCCUCUCCCAUCCAACUCCACAAGGAGGAUGUGAAGAAUGAGGUCUACAUCAUGAACCAGCUCAGCCACGUGAACCUGAUCCAGCUCUAUGAUGCCUUUGAAAGCAAGAACAGCUUCACCCUCGUCAUGGAAUAUGUGGAUGGAGGUGAACUCUUUGACCGGAUCACAGAGGAGAAGUACCAGCUGACUGAACUGGAUGUGAUCUUGUUCACCAAGCAGAUCUGCGAGGGUGUGCAUUACCUCCAUCAGCACUAUAUCCUGCACUUGGACCUCAAGCCAGAGAACAUACUGUGUGUCAAUCAGACAGGACAUCAAAUUAAGAUCAUUGACUUUGGGCUGGCCAGAAGGUACAAGCCUCGGGAGAAGCUUAAGGUGAACUUCGGCACUCCAGAGUUCCUGGCCCCAGAAGUCGUCAACUAUGAAUUUGUGUCCUUCCCUACAGACAUGUGGAGUGUGGGGGUCAUUACCUACAUGCUACUCAGUGGUUUAUCCCCAUUUCUAGGGGAAACAGAUGCAGAGACCAUGAAUUUCAUUGUGAACUGUAGCUGGGAGUUUGACGCUGACACCUUUGAAGGGCUGUCAGAAGAGGCCAAGGACUUUGUUUCCCGCCUGCUGGUCAAAGAGAAGAGUUGCAGAAUGAGUGCCACGCAGUGCCUGAAACAUGAGUGGUUGAAUAAUUUGCCUGCCAAAGCUUCAAAAUCCAAAGUUUGUCUCAAAUCCCAAUUAUUACUGCAGAAAUACAUGGCUCAGAGGAAAUGGAAGAAACAUUUCUACGUGGUGACUGCUGCCAACAGGCUAAGGAAAUUUCCAACUUGUCCCUAAUUCUCAACUCGGCUGCUCCCAUGGGCCCAGAAGUUAUGGACUGGUGGUGAAGUGAUGACUCAAGAUUUUUAAUAAUCCAGUCUUGUAAUGAUACUGAUUUCAUCUUUUUUGUAAAGAAAGGUUAUGGCUGUUGCCUUCCUUGUGGGUGAAAAGUGGCUGUAAGGAAAGUGACCCGACCUUUUUUUUUCUGCCUUGUAAGAUCAUACUAAGUUGAAAUGCUGUGUUUACUUCUCAAGUACACCUACUUUUGGUGAUAAGUAUAGGCAUGCUUUAGGUAGGUAGGAAAGCUUCUACUUUGUAUAUGUCAAAUUUAAAGUCUAAGCUUACUCUGAUUAGAGAACUCAGUAGACUGUUACACAGGGGUAUGUUAUGCAGCGUUAUCUCCUCCAGUACAAAGAAUUCCUAGAAUUUUGAUUUGCUCAAGUGUGAGCUGACAUUUUAUUGUACUACCCUGUUCUUGUGGAAAGCAAUGUAGAUUUAGGGGUAGUGAUCCUCAAAUUUGUUUUAACUUGUGCUCCGUUUUGGGAAACAAACCAUGCAUCCUUUAAUAUUCUUUGAAACUUCAAAAUACACCAUAUCACCUGUCAUGGCUAAAUCAGAACAAUGAUCAUUUUGAAUGUGCUUUUUAAAUCCAUACACAUCUCCACCCUCUCCUAAGUGGUCCUAUUCUGGCACUGGUAGUCUCACUUCUGACCUCCCUUCCUCAGAUUUAUGGUCUAGGAAGUCUGGAUACUGAUAUGCAAUAUGUAAAAGAGAUAUAAGAGUGUAAAAUGAUUUUCAGUCUUCUGAGAGAAACACAGAAUGAUACAUCAUGAGACAA
Molecule: messenger RNA, 3574 nt
Organism: Prionailurus viverrinus (fishing cat)
Lineage: Eukaryota; Metazoa; Chordata; Mammalia; Carnivora; Felidae
Gene: MYLK3
Product: myosin light chain kinase 3
Exons: 12
Coding region: 1-2754 (917 amino acids)
Biological process (GO): intracellular signal transduction; protein phosphorylation; positive regulation of apoptotic process
Cellular component (GO): cytoplasm; nucleus
Molecular function (GO): ATP binding; protein serine/threonine kinase activity
Source: RefSeq, a predicted model, not a curated record